Drosophila navojoa is the source of this 2105-nucleotide messenger RNA. It is a transcript of the gene ETHR, whose product is annotated as ecdysis triggering hormone receptor. Gene Ontology annotation, cellular component: plasma membrane. Gene Ontology annotation, molecular function: thyrotropin-releasing hormone receptor activity. NCBI's taxonomy places the organism in Eukaryota, Metazoa, Arthropoda, Insecta, Diptera, Drosophilidae. Gene Ontology annotation, biological process: G protein-coupled receptor signaling pathway. The record is from RefSeq and is a predicted model, not a curated record.
CUGCCUCGGCGUCGCUGCUGCCUCACAAGCUGUGGCCAGGCGCAGGCAGCAGCCGCGGCUGAUACUGUUGCUAGUUCUGCUACCAAUAACUAUAACAGUAGCAGCAAGCACAACAACAACAAUAACAACAGAAACAGCAAUAACAACAAUAUCACCUCAAGAUGCUGCUGCAACAAGGACGACGACGCAGCACGCUGGGCUAUCCCGUGGCGCUGCUCGUGGCGACCAUGGCGCGUACAACACAACUAAUAGUAUUCCAGCCUACAACAACAGCAACAACAAUUACGACAUUAGCAGCAACAACGCCAGCGACAAGGGCAAUGCAAGCGCCAGCGAUGCGUUCGCCGAAGGGGAUGCUGAGCAGAUGCUGCCACAGAUUCCGUCGUAUAUACGCACAACCGCCAUGUUCUUCUGCAUAAUCAUAAUGCUGCUGGGCGUCAUCGGGAAUGUGAUGGUGCCCAUUGUUAUAGUGAAGACAAAAGAUAUGCGCAAUUCCACAAACAUUUUCCUAACCAACUUGAGCAUUGCCGACUUGCUGGUGCUGCUCGUCUGCACGCCCACCGUCCUCGUCGAGGUGAACACACGUCCCGAGACUUGGGUGCUGGGACACGAGAUGUGCAAGGCUGUGCCUUUCGUGGAGCUGACUGUGGCACAUGCCAGUGUUCUCACCAUUUUAGCCAUUUCCUUCGAGAGAUACUAUGCCAUCUGCGAGCCAUUGAAGGCAGGAUAUGUGUGCACCAAGGCCCGCGCGAUUCUCAUCUGCGUCCUUGCUUGGGGCAUUGCUGCGCUCUUUACGAGCCCCAUACUUUGGGUGGCUGAAUACAAGCUGGUUGAGUAUAUUGAUGGAUCAUCGGUACCCGUUUGCCUGACCCAAGCAAUUGGCGUAUCGACCGUCGGUUUCUUUUUGAUGACUAUUUCCGUGUUCUUCGUUCUACCGUUUCUCAUGCUGAUUGUACUGUAUAGCAUAAUUGCGCGGAACCUUAUCUCCAACCAGGGCGCCAUGCUUCGUGCUCGACCCACGAAGCCGGAGUUGAGCUUAAAGGCGCGCAAGCAGGUGGUGCUCAUGCUGGGCGCUGUGGUGCUAUCCUUCUUUAUCUGCCUGCUGCCCUUUCGCCUUCUCACGCUGUGGAUCAUACUGAGUACGGAUCAGACGUUGCACGAUAUGGGCCUGGUUCGUUAUUACAGCUUACUCUACUUUUGCCGCAUCAUGCUCUAUCUCAACUCGGCUAUGAAUCCCAUUCUCUACAAUCUGAUGUCCACUAAGUUUCGCAAGGGCUUCGCUCGCCUUUGCCACGACGUGGGCCAAUUGCUCUGGCAGCUGCUCACUCUGGAAAGCAAGCGGCGCAAUGCAAGUGAAUCACGGGGCCAACAAUCUACGGGCUCUGGCACCAACACGAACUCCUCAAAUGCAACGGCUGCCACAAACUCGAGCAUCUUGUCACGUAGCUCAAAUCGACGCAGCAGUGAAGAAAUUAGUCGCACGCGCUUAAAGAUCGAGCUUCACUUGCCCUGCGGCAGCGAGUUGGAGGCCAUGGCCAUGCUUCAGCAUUCAACGUUGCGUAGCAAACGACGUCCAAAGCAGCAAAUCAGUUUCGAUGAGGACACAGGCCAAGCAGGAGCAGCAGCAGAAGAAGCAGUGGUCGAAGGGAACAACGGAGCAGUAUCUCGAGCAGCUGUGUAGGCAUGAAAAAUAGUGUGUAACCCGUUUGCACUUACGCUUCACUUAGCUGGCAAGCCACGCCCAUAAUGGAUGCCAUUGAAAUCGUUGACAGGACCCAAGCUCAAUUCCUGGCCGUUUCUUUCCAUUCACAUAUUUCCGCACACACACAAAAAACAAUCAAUUUUUCGGGCUAUUAAACUCGAAUGAAUGUGCCAAAGAUAAAUAACAGCAACGACAGCCAAAGCGGGAUACCAUUGAGAUUGGGGCGGGGGCGUGGUAGAGCUAUUAACUGGCAUGUAAAAAGCAGAGCAAAUGGAAAUUUCUCUAUAUGCGCUUUGCGUGUCCAUCAGCACGCAGGAUAAACCUGAUUUAGUUGUAUUGAAAUACGCUUUCCCAGCAACUCGUUUUUGGUCCACCCCAAAGCUAGAAAAAUAGUGUUGCCGAC